Camelina sativa (false flax) is the source of this 495-nucleotide messenger RNA. NCBI's taxonomy places the organism in Eukaryota, Viridiplantae, Streptophyta, Magnoliopsida, Brassicales, Brassicaceae. The record is from RefSeq and is a predicted model, not a curated record.
AUGGAGCCUUACAAAGCAAUAAUCCUCAUCGGAGUUACUGUUUUCUAUUAUACAUUCUCCGGCGUAUCCAACGUCCAAGCCAUCGGUCGUUCAGUAAAAGAUGAUAUAUCCCAAGUCCCUGCUUCCUCACCUGAGGCUUCGCUUCUUGAACCGCCUGUAUCAUCAAUCUCAGCGGUCCCAGCCUCCGCACCAGCCCCCACCUCCACGACGGAGACACCCGCACCCGGACCAUCACAAGAAGACAUCGACAUCGACUUCGACUCGGUCACAAACAUAGCAGAUCUUGCUCCUAAAUUCGAACACAUAAACAACUUCGAUUUCUCAUCAAUGAAGAUCGACACGACGGCGAAAGAUCUCUGCAAGAACACAGACUACAACAACGAAUGCAUCGCCGCGAUUCUGCCUGAUUUACAGAAACGAGACGGCGGCGAAGGAGGAGGAGGAGGAGGAAGCAGAGGAUUCGAGGCGAAGGAUGUGAUGCGAAUGGAAGCNUAA